This is a messenger RNA of Salvia hispanica, 2286 nucleotides long. RefSeq names its product serine/threonine protein phosphatase 2A 59 kDa regulatory subunit B' eta isoform-like. Gene Ontology annotation, molecular function: protein phosphatase regulator activity. Gene Ontology annotation, biological process: signal transduction. The record is from RefSeq and is a predicted model, not a curated record. Gene Ontology annotation, cellular component: protein phosphatase type 2A complex. NCBI's taxonomy places the organism in Eukaryota, Viridiplantae, Streptophyta, Magnoliopsida, Lamiales, Lamiaceae.
AAUUCUCUUUCCCAUUGCGCCAUUCAUUUUCAUUCCCAAAAAUUUCAGCUUUUUUUCAACUCAUAUACUUAAAGUGAUGCUAUUUGAAUUUCGCAAUACUCGACAAAAUUGCAACUUGGGUUUCCUAGAUCGCGCUCAGAUCUUCACACCUCCUGAUCCAGCUAAAAAAGUUUGAAUCUUGGGAGAAAACGAACUUUGAGGAGAAUUCAUGAGGCUGUGGCUUUGGCAGCAGAAAUUGAAUCCAUUAGGCCAUUUUUGGCAUUUGAUGGUGAAGAGGGGAAGGGAAAGUCAGUGUGAAAUUGGGUUGAUGAUCAGUAUGUCGCGUUAAGUUUAGAUCCUUUACCUCUGCAUUUGUGGCUGGUGAUUCUUUAAGAGUGGUUGGUUGGAUUUGUUUGAACAAGACUUUGAUCUGUGGCUCCAAGUGAUGAUCAAGAAUAUACUCAAUAGGAUCCCUCACAAGCAAGGGAAGUUAGGAGAAGGUCACGAUGGAGGGGCCACGACACUCUCGUCAACGAAUUUGAAAAGCAAUGUAGUUGCAGGUUCUAGGUCAGGCAAUUCGAAUGCUGCAGCCGGGUUGAAUCCAGUUCUGAACAAUCUUCUUGAAUAUGAUCCAUCAAAUGUGAAGGAAAACGGGGUUAUUGGAAGUGCACCGUAUGAGGCUCUUCCUAGUUUUAGAGACAUUCCAAACUCUGAGAAGCAAACCUUGUUUAUCAGAAAAUUGAGUUUGUGUUGUGUAGUGUUUGACUUCACUGAUCCCUCGAAGAGUUUAAAGGAGAAAGACAUCAAACGACAGACAUUAGUCGAGCUAGUGGAUUAUGUAACCUCAGCACAUGGGAAGUUCAAUGAGACAGCUAUGCACGAUAUAGUAAAGAUGGUGUCUGUGAAUUUAUUCCGGACACUCUCAACUCAGUCUCGUGAGAACAAAUCUGUAGAUGGCUUUGAUUUGGAAGAAGACGAGCCCUUGAUGGAUCCAGCAUGGCCGCAUUUGCAAAUUGUGUAUGAAUUUCUCCUCAGGUUUGUAGCUUCACCGGAGACAGAUGCCAAGUUGGCAAAACGCUACGUUAAUCACUCCUUCGUGUUAAGGUUAUUAGACCUCUUCGACUCAGAGGAUACUAGAGAGAGAGACUACUUAAAGACUGUCCUACACCGGAUAUACGGGAAGUUCAUGGUGCAUCGGCCGUUCAUCAGAAAAGCAAUCAACAAUAUAUUCUACCGUUUCAUUUUUGAGACAGAGAAGCACUACGGGAUUGCUGAGCUGUUAGAGAUCUUAGGGAGCAUCAUAAAUGGAUUUGCAUUGCCACUCAAGGAAGAACAUAAGCUCUUCCUUGUUCGUGCUCUGGUUCCGCUCCACAAACCAAAGUGCGUAUCCACAUACCAUCAACAGCUAUCCUAUUGUGUCACACAGUUUGUGGAGAAGGACUGCAAACUCGCUGAUACAGUUAUAAGGGGCUUACUCAAAUACUGGCCUAUUACGAGUAGUUCUAAGGAGGGAAUGUUCUUGGGCGAGCUUGAGGAAGUGUUGGAAGUGACCCAGCCCCCCGAGUUCCAGUGCUGUAUGGUCCCACUCUUCCGCCAGAUUGGCCGUUGCUUGAGCAGCUCCCACUUUCAGGUUGCAGAGAGGGCUCUCUUUCUAUGGAACAACAGCCACAUCGAGAAUCUGAUCAAACAAAACCGCACAGUCAUACUGCCAAUCAUCUUCCCGGCAUUGGAGAACAAUGCAAGGAGCCACUGGAAUCAAGCCGUGCAGAGCCUGACCCUCAAUGUACGGAAAAUCUUCUCUGAUGUGGAUCCGGAGCUCUUUGAGGAGUGUCUCCUCAAGUACCAAGAAGAUGAAGCAGGGCAAGAAGAAACCAAGAGCAGACGUGAAGCAACUUGGAAGCGCUUGGAGGAUAUCGCAACCACCAACGACGAGCACUGAAUGAGCCCCACCAAACACAUUUUUUGGUUCUAGCUUCGGAAAAUGGAUGAGUAUUUAUUCCACUAUGGAGUGUAUAUACACAGCUCAAGGAAGUGUCAAAUUCUUCAACACACCUUCCAAUUUCCUUGGAGAUGGAGGUAAUUUAUUUACAAAUCCACCUUUUUUUUUCUCUCAAAUUGUGUAGCUUAUAGAAUGAAGUGAAACUAAAUGAAAAGUUGUAUUUGCAGUCCAUUUUGGUUGGCUUGGUUAAUACCGAGUUUGAUUUCAUGUGGUAUAUGUGUAUGUUUGAUUGUAAGGUCUAAUGAAUGUAUACCUACACGAUAAAUUAUACUCUAUUUUCAAGGGUAUUUUCGAGUUAGUUCCUUUAA